Enterobius vermicularis (human pinworm) is the source of this 594-nucleotide messenger RNA. The record is from the annotation of a GenBank genome assembly. NCBI's taxonomy places the organism in Eukaryota, Metazoa, Nematoda, Chromadorea, Rhabditida, Oxyuridae.
AUGAACGAGGCGUAUGUAAUUGUAUGCAUAGCUGCGUUAUGCAGCACCAUUGCUGUACUGUCAUGUAUCAUUUUCCUUCCUUCUAUGUAUACUGCAGUGAAUGAACUCCACACCAAGGUCAUUGAUGGCGUGCAAGUAUUUCGGGUUGAAACUGACUCUGCUUGGUCUAAAAUGAUGGAAAUUCAAGUCAGAGUACUUCCUGGAGGGAAGCCUAUAAACAAUCCUUUCCAAUCAUUUAUACGACACAAACGUUCCGCUUCAUUACCAGCUCACUGCAUUUGUGAACCUCGACGAGUAUGUCCUCCUGGACCUAUAGGACCACGCGGAGAUCCAGGACCGGACGGACCACCUGGCCCACCUGGACCACCUGGCUUAGACAACCAUGACAUUCCAAAAUCUAUCGACUGUACUGUUGACACACGUACUUGUGUCAAAUGUCCUCCAGGUCCACCAGGACCGCCUGGACCAGAUGGACCUAUGGGACCAGCAGGUCCUGACGGAGCACCGGGUCUAUCGGGACUUCCAGGAAAAGUAGGGCCACCUGGUCCAGAUGGUCCUCCUGGCCCUCGCGGUCCUCCAGGUCCACCAGGACUG